AUGACGCCCAUGCAGAGGUUGCUGCAGCUGCCGGUGAACGCGGUCGGCAUGGUGAAGGCGACGCAGGGCGAGGAGGAGGCCAGGAGCCCGGUGCUGACAGCCGACGGCCUCCAGCAGGCGUGCUAUAGCACCGUGCGGCCCAAGGAGGCCAGGGAGCAGGAAGAGCAGGAAGAGCAGUGCUCGCCGGAGGAGAGAAGCUCCAGCGCCCAGGCACAGCCUCUGCGACAUGAUGACUUGAAGGAAAUGCUGGAUAGCAACAAAGAUUCCCUGAAGCUUGAGGCCAUGAAGAGGAUUGUUGCAAUGAUAGCCAGGGGGAAAAACGCUUCAGACCUCUUCCCGGCAGUGGUGAAGAAUGUGGCCUGUAAGAAUAUCGAGGUGAAGAAGCUGGUCUAUGUGUAUUUGGUCCGAUAUGCUGAGGAGCAACAGGACCUUGCACUGCUCUCUAUCUCCACCUUCCAGAGGGGGUUAAAGGACCCGAACCAGCUGAUCCGAGCCAGCGCUCUGCGGGUCCUCUCCAGCAUCAGGGUCACCAUCAUUGUGCCCAUCAUGAUGCUGGCCAUCAGGGAGGCUGCAUCGGACAUGUCGCCCUAUGUACGCAAGACCGCCGCCCACGCCAUCCCCAAGCUCUACAGCUUAGACCCAGACCAGAAAGACCAGUUGAUCGAAGUCAUCGAGAAACUCCUCGCUGACAAAACUACGCUGGUGGCGGGGAGCGUGGUGAUGGCAUUCGAGGAGGUCUGUCCUGAGCGCAUAGACCUCAUCCACAAGAACUACCGCAAGCUCUGCAACCUGCUGAUCGAUGUGGAGGAAUGGGGCCAAGUGGUGAUCAUCAACAUGCUCACACGUUACGCCCGCACGCAGUUCCUCAACCCCAACGCCAACGAGUCCCUGUUGGAGGAGGGCACGGAGAAGGCCUUCUACGGCUCCGACGAAGACGAGGGGAAGGAGGAGAAGGUGGAAGCUGCCGCCCUGGUGGCCAAGAGGAAGCCCUACGUGAUGGAUCCCGACCACAGGCUGUUGCUACGCAACACCAAGCCCCUUCUGCAGAGCCGUAAUGCAGCCGUGGUGAUGGCUGUGGCCCAGCUGUACUUCCACUUGGCCCCCAAAGCAGAAGUUGGGGUCAUCGCCAAGGCGCUGGUUCGCCUCAUGAGGAGCCACAGCGAAGUCCAGUACGUCGUGUUGCAGAAUGUGGCAACCAUGUCCAUCAAGCGAAGAGGGAUGUUUGAACCCUAUCUGAAGAGCUUCUAUAUCCGGUCCACAGACCCAACCCAGAUCAAGGUCCUCAAGUUAGAAGUUUUGACCAACCUGGCAAAUGAAACCAACAUAUCCACUAUUCUGAGAGAAUUUCAGACUUAUAUUAAAAGCAUGGACAAAGACUUUGUCGCUGCCACCAUCCAAGCGAUUGGCCGCUGUGCCACCAGCAUUGGGGAGGUUAGGGACACCUGUCUCAACGGGCUGGUUCAGCUGCUGUCCAACCGGGAUGAGCUGGUGGUGGCCGAGUCAGUUGUGGUGAUUAAGAAGCUUCUGCAGAUGCAGCCUGAGAGGCACAGCGACAUCAUCAAGCACAUGGCCAAGCUGACGGACAACAUCCAGGUCCCCAUGGCCCGAGCCAGUAUCCUGUGGCUCAUCGGUGAGUACUGCGAGCACAUCCCGAAAAUCGCUCCCGAUGUGCUGAGGAAGAUGGCCAAGUCCUUCACCAAUGAGGAGGAUAUUGUCAAGCUGCAGGUCCUCAAUCUGGCUGCCAAGCUCUACCUGACCAACUCCAAGCAGACCAAGCUGCUGACUCAGUACGUGCUCAACCUGGCCAAGUAUGACCAGAACUAUGAUAUCCGAGACCGGGCUCGCUUCAUCCGGCAGCUCAUCGUGCCCACUGACAAGAGUGGCGCGCUCAGCAAGUACGCCAAGAAGCUGUUCUUGGCGCUCAAGCCAGCCCCUGUGCUGGAGUCUCCCUUCAAAGACCGGGAUCACUUCCAGCUGGGCUCGCUCUCCCACCUGCUGAACGCCAAGGCCGGCGGUUACCAGGAGCUGCCCGACUGGCCCGAGGUGGCCCCAGAUCCAUCUGUGCGCAAUGUGGAGCUACAGGAGGUCAUUUCCACCAGCAGGGGGCGGAUCGGCUCGCUAGGAGGCUGGCCAGAGGUUAUUAUGCUGCUCGAAAGAGUCACAGCCUUAACCAGAGUUCCUGAGUGGACCAAGUGCAGCAGCCGUGAGAAGAGAAAGGAGAAGAAGGUGGAAAAGCCCUUCUACUCGGACUCAGAGGGAGAGUCCGGACCCACAGAGUCGGCAGACAGCGACUCGGACACGGGCAGUGGGACUGGCAGCGGCAGCGAGGAGAGCGGCUCAGAGUCGGGCAGCGAGGAGAGCGAGGGCGAGUCGGAGUCAGACAAGGAGGAGGAGGAGGAGAAACACAAGAGGAAGAGUAAGAGCAGAGCCAAGAAGAGCACACAGGAAAGCGAGGGAAGCGAGCCCAGCAGCGAGGAUGAGAGGAAGAAACCGCCAAAGGGCAAAGGGCCCAAGGCUGCGUCAGACUCCGAGUCGGAGGAGGAGGAAGAGGAGGAGGAGAGCUCCUCGGAGAGCAGCGAGAGCGAGUCCGAGGGGGAGUCGGAGUCUGACACAGACACCAGGAUGAAGCAGAAGACCUGUGCUUCCAAACCACCCCCAAGACAACCGAAGAAAGAGACGGAAAUGUCUCUGCUUGAUCUUGAUGAUUUCGAACCCACACCAUCCCCACAGGUGACCCCUGUGAAUAACUUCGUGUCCAGCAGUCUGGUGACAGAUCUUGAGGGAUUGUCCCUGUCGGAUUCGGCACUGUCCCCGGCGGCCGUCAGCCCUGCGUCGGGCCCAGUGAAGAGCUACGAGCUACUGCACCGCAUCACGGGCGAGGGCCUCUCUGUCAGCUACUGCUUCAGCCGACAGCCCUUCAGCCAUGAUCCCCACAUGGUCUCCGUGCAGAUGCAGUUCACCAACAACGGCGACACGGAGGCACGCAACCUACGCAUCCAGGAGCCCAAGCUGCAGUCUGGAAUGCGCAUCGCAGAGUUCCCAGAGAUCGAUGUGUUGCCUCCAGGUGAGACAGUCACCAUGGUUAUGGGGAUCGAUUUCUCUGAUUCCACACAGGCCGCCAACUUCCAGCUCUGCACCCACACCAGGAAGUUCUUCUUGACGAUUCAGCCACCGGUGGGGGAGUUGAUGAUGCCAGUGUUCAUGACAGAGAAUGAGUUCAAGAAGGAGCAAGGCCAGCUGACGGGCAUGAACGAGAUCACAGAGAAGCUGACCCUGGGAGAGACGUGCCAGGGCGAUGCGGCCAUUGUGCAGAGGGUCACCUCUACAGCCAGCCUUAGCCGGGUGCCCUGUGGUUCAGAGAUGAAGUGCAGGUUCGCGGGUAAGACGGUGACCAGCGGCAGCCUGGUACUCGUUACGAUUGUGACGAGAGAGCAGCUCGUGGCCCAGCUGACAGUCAACUGCGAGAAGAUGCUGAUUGGCACGAUGCUGGUGAAGGACAUCCUCCAGGCCCUUUCACAGUGACGGCCCUGACUGAGGGCCCCUCUCGUCUGCCCUCAUCCUCACAUCUUGCUCCCAAAUCUCUGCGCCCAAACACCAAGCACCCGCCCCCCCCAUUGGCAGCUCCCCCUGAGAACGGCUUCGCUUUGUGCCUGUGUGAUCGCGUAUGUCACUUCUUGUGCUUACUUUCAUUCCUACAUAAAAAUGUUCCCAUAAAAACAAAUUAUUUCCUUUUUUAUUUAUUAUGAGACAAAAAAAUGAAUUCUAUGGAAGACGGUAGAAAGCAUGCUUCAGAUAAGCACGAGGUUCCUUGAACUCGGACAACCAGCAGGGGAGAUUUUAACAUAAUAUUAAAUAGAUAGUACAGGGGUCAGUCUUACCCUUCAGGAGCCGUUAAUUGUGUGGGUUUUCGCUGCAGGUCCCUAAUUAGAUCACUAAUCAGAGGAGUGAUUGGCUGAUGAGUCCUCACACCUGGGUUUGUACAGUUGACCUAAAGGUCGUCCCAAAAACCUGCAUACACACUCUCCCUUUGCGGGUAAGAUUGGCCACCCCUGUACUAGAAUGUACAUAAAUCUCACAUUUUAAUAAUUAUAUUAUUAUUCUGCUGUUAUACAAAACAGCACAUGCAGGUGAAAUUAAAUUAGACUUAUUGGCCAAUUAAAUUUAAACCCACAGAAUAAAUGAAUACAUAUUUUCUUAAGUACAAUGACUCAAAUACAACUGUUCUAUUGCAUUAUAAAUCUCACCCAAAGUAGAAUCACUUAUUGCCUACAAAUGUUUUCAUGUGGUUAAAAAAAUAUCUGCAUCUUGUACACAAUAUGCAGUAUUAUGUGACGGCUGAAAGGGGCCCUGUUUGCGCUGAGCGGGAGCCUGAAUCGCUCAUUGUGAGGCCAGCCUGAAUGUAGCAUGUGGACCAGUGCAAAACAGCCUCAUGUAAUCGCACUGUGUUUCUAAGCUCACACGGCUGAUGCCUUUACUGGCCUCACAUCGUUUAAGGAGCCCUUUUAUGGCAAGCAGCUUCAUUAUGACCAAUGUCACAAUGUCUCUUUUCUUUCGAUUGCCCUUAUGGAAAAUGCAGCAUUUCAGUGUUUAAUCCACUUUUAGCCCCUUUCUCAGCUCUGCGUCCACUAACUCGGUGCGUUUCAGCGGCAGGACCUUUCAGCGUGCCCCUCCCCUCACACGACCCUGUCUUCAGGGGCAGGACCUUUCAGCGUGCCCCUCCCCUCACACGACCCUGCCUUCAGGGGCAGGACCUUUCAGCGUGCCCCUCCCCUCACACGGCCCUGCCUUCAGGGGCAGGACCUUUCAGCGUGCCCCUCCCCUCACACGGCCCUGCCUUCAGGGGCAGGACCUUUCAGCGUGCCCCUCCCCUCACAUAGCCCUUGCUUGACGCUUCACUCUCGUGGUUUUUUCCUUUCCUAACUGUUUUGGUCGUUCAGUGCAGUGCUGUCUCUAUUUCCCUGCAAUGACCUUGUACAUUUUUUAUCACCAUUAAUAACUGUAUUAAAAUAAUAGAUAAAUACUAAAUUCUAUGUUCUUUAGAACAAUUCUAAACAGGAAAUUAUGUCACAUGCCUCUUUUUUUUAAUACUACUUGUUUUAUAUGGUCUACAAACCCUAAAUUGUAUUGCCAUGUUACAUUGAAUAAUUCAAGACGAUUCUGUUUCUUCGGAGCAAAGAGAAUCCCGUUAGUUCAAUUCCUGCAGUUUACAGUGACGCAGACUGUGAUGCAUCUUCUGCAGAGGCAACUAGGAGGGGACUGAGCCUGCUGUAGCAGCGUGGAGACAUUACUCUGUCAUGAAGAUGUCUUCAAAAAGCUUUUGUGUGAUUCAGUUACAUGUAAGAUUUGUAGGCUCAGUAAAAAUCACAACCCUUUGAAAUCUGAAAUAAAUGUACAUUAGUGUAAUUAGCUUAGCAUCAGAUUGUAUAAUAUUUAUUAUUAUUAUUAUUAUCUGCUACUUGUGUUUUUUGUUAUGCGCAUUCUCAUGUGGAUGGAGUUUUUUUUCCCCAGGUGAGGAAAUUGAUGAGUUCCUCCUGAAAGAGUGAGAGUAUAUUGUGUCAGUAAACCCCUGCGUGAUUGUGGAAAAUGUGUCUGAGUACAGCUUUAUGACGAAAAACCAGUAUAUUAAUAAAAGGUGAAUAUGGACUGAC
Molecule: messenger RNA, 5648 nt
Organism: Paramormyrops kingsleyae
Lineage: Eukaryota; Metazoa; Chordata; Actinopteri; Osteoglossiformes; Mormyridae
Product: AP-3 complex subunit beta-2-like
Biological process (GO): intracellular protein transport; vesicle-mediated transport
Cellular component (GO): AP-3 adaptor complex; membrane coat
Source: RefSeq, a predicted model, not a curated record